UCUUGUAAAACCUCUCAUAGACCCUAAACUAAAGUGGGCGUCGGCUUUCUCUUCUCUCUGCUGCAGACGACGCAUCUCCUCCUCCACCUCUCGUUCCAUUUCAUCUUCCACAUCGUACUCCAAGGCAACCUCUCCUUGACGUUGGCGCCAACGCAGCAACACAUAAAUGACAGCCACAACAGAGGGUGCAACUGAGUCUAUUGACUCAAUAACUUUCAGUUUCUUAACUGAUGAAGAGGUUCGAAAACAUAGUUUUGUGAAGAUUACAGACCCUAGAUUGCUUGAUCUUGUGGAUAGGCCUGUGCUUGGUGGACUAUAUGAUCCAGCACUGGGGCCACUAAGUGAAGGGACAAUUUGCAAGACUUGUGGCCAACGAUUAACCAAUUGCCCUGGUCAUUGCGGCCAUAUAGAUCUUGUUUCUCCAGUUUACAAUCCCCUGCUCUUCAAUUUUCUUCACAAACUUCUGCAAAGGACCUGUUUUUAUUGCUUCCAUUUUAGAAUUCAUAGGGGCCAGGUUGAUAAAUGCGUUAAACAACUGGAACUCAUAGUAAAAGGUGAUAUUGUUGGGGCUAAAAGAUUAGAUUCAGUCUUACCAAGUGAGACAUUAUAUCCAGAGGAGAGUGAUGGUAGCCAUGAAUCUUGUUCUACGGUUCAUUCAGGAGCACAAUGUCACAAUGGUGAGCAUAUGAAGCAGAAGGAGUGGACAUCACUUCAGUUCAGUGAAGCAACAUCUGUUUUAAAUACUUUUCUGAUGCCAAAAUUUAAGAAGUGUAAGAAUUGUGGGGCAGUAAAUCCAAACAUUACCAAACCUAUGUUUGGGUGGUUUUACACGAGUGGUAUGACAGAUGCUAGUAUUAGAGCAAAUAUAAUAAGAGGACGCCAGCUUGGAGGGCCAUUAGUUGCUGAAGUUGAUGAGAUGACGGAUGUAGAAGAGUCAGCUGAACCUUCGGGAAACCAAGAUACUGAUGUGAAGAGGCAUAAGAAAAAAGGGAGUCAGGAGGCUCGUGAGUUUUAUAAGCAGAGAAGUGCUUUCUCCAAGCAGCUUUUACCAUCCGAGGUUAAAGAUGCAUUAGACCUUUUAUGGGAAAAUGAGGACCGCAUCUGCUCAUUUAUAAGUGAUCUUCAGCAGCAAGGAUUUGGAAAGAAAAAAGCAGGGCCUUCUAUGUUCUUUUUGGAGACCAUUCUAGUGGCUGCUAUAAAAUUCCGGCCACCAACAAAGGGUGGCGAUUCU
Messenger RNA from Jatropha curcas, 1231 nucleotides. The record is from RefSeq and is a predicted model, not a curated record. Lineage: Eukaryota; Viridiplantae; Streptophyta; Magnoliopsida; Malpighiales; Euphorbiaceae.